AUGUCAAAUAAAAAGCAAUAUGGCUUAAUUUUAUCGGAAAAAGCCAAACCUCAGCUAACUUUUCAAGCUUCACGUAAUGUUUUUGGAAAUGAUUCUGAUUCGGACGACGAAUCAAAGAAAAAGGCGAUACCUCUACAACAAAGUGAUAAUUCAAGAAGACAGGCAAAAAAAACGCAGGAGAAGGUUGCAUUAGAAGAUCCAACUGUUUAUCAAUAUGACGAAAUUUAUGAUACCAUAGUAACACAAAAGGAAAGUAAAAAAGUAAAAAGUAAAGAAGAGAAAAAACCCAAAUAUAUUGAAAAUCUUUUAAAAACAGCAAACAAAAGAAAAAUUGAAAAUGAACGAAGGAUUGAGAGACAGAUACAAAAGGAAAGAGAACAGGAAGGUGAAGAAUUUGCAGAUAAGGAAGUAUUUGUAACAUCAGCAUACAAAAAGAAGUUAGAGGAAUUACGUUUAGAAGAGGAAAAGGAAAAAUAUGAAGAAUAUUUAGAAAAAAUAGGAGAUGUAACGAAGCAACGGGACUUAGGAGGAUUUUAUCGUCAUCUCUAUGAACAAAAAUUGGGGUCUGAUAAGCUAGUAAAUGAAAACGUAAAUGACAGUCAAAAAGAAAAUGAAACUUGUGGCACUGAAGUGAAGCAGAUAGAAGUGAGCACAGAUGGCAAGACAAAUUCUAGGAAACGGAAUUAUAGAAAACGGCAAUCAUCCUGCGAUAUGAAUGUCUCAGGAGAAAUCAAAAAUUCCGAUGAUGAAAUAAAUACUGUUACAUACAGUAAAAAGAGGACUAAGCAAACUGAGGAAAAUAUUGAUGCAGAUUCAGACUUUUCAAUUGAUGAUUCUAGUGAUGAUGAACAAAAACCGAACACGGUAGACCCUGAAACAACACCUGAAUUCAAAAAACCGGAAUUAAUUUCAAAGAAUGAGGAUCCAGUAGUGGAAGUGCCUAAAACUAUUAUUAAAGAGGUGAAACCUAAAGUCGACAUAUGGAAAAAGAGAACCGUAGGUGAAGUAUUGGAAAAUGCAUUAAAACGGUUCUAUGAAAGAAAAGCAGCAAGAGGUUCAUGA
Molecule: messenger RNA, 1062 nt
Organism: Leptosia nina
Lineage: Eukaryota; Metazoa; Arthropoda; Insecta; Lepidoptera; Pieridae
Source: the annotation of a GenBank genome assembly